AUGCGUUUUUUUCGUGGGUUUUCUACCAGCCAGAAGUCGUGCAAAGCUGCAUGCUCUCUGGUGAAGCCAGUGCAUCACUUGGUGAAAGUGGACAAAUCUAAGCUUUCACCAAGAUUUGAAGAGCUCAAGUAUGCGAAAAACGACGUCAGAUCGCCAGGAUUCAGACCUGUUGCCACUCACCAAGACAGAAUUAGUGAGCAUUAUCACAGGACAGUACAGCCAGACCUGCUGCUCAUUAACUACUCGCACAACGCACAAAUCAAGAAAGGUGCCAAGAAUAGAGAAUGGGAUUACUCCAGUCCUUACCACCUAAACAGACAGCCCAGAAAACCCAAGGGGUCUGAGGUGCAGCUUCCAGAUAUGAAACCGAUCAAGUGGCACAACAUUCCAGAGCUAGAGUCAAUUGUGGUGAAUUGCUACGUUAAGGAGUCUAAGGAAAACCAGUUAUUGCCCGUCAGUGCAGCUUUGCAGUUGCAGCAGCUCACGGGUUGCAAACCUCAAGCAGUGUACGCAAAAACGGAUGUUCCAUCUUGGAAAGUAAGAAGGGGAACGCAUAUGGGCGCCAAAGUUGAAAUUAGAGGCCGUCCAAUGGCUCAGUUCUUGAGCACAUUAACCGAAAUUGUACUCCCUAGAAUAAGAGAAUAUAAAGGUAUCAGCAACAAGUCCGGCAAUCGUUUUGGUGGUCUGUCUUUUGGUUUGACUUCCGAAGACGUCAAAUUUUUUCCAGAGAUUGAAUCAAAUCAAGACCUAUGGCCUAAGACAUUUGGGAUGCACAUUAACAUUAACUCGUCUGCACAAAAUGACAUCCAAGCCAGAACUCUUGUGAGUGGUUUUGGAUUCCCUUUCAAUGGUCCUGAAAAACUUAAAUGA
Messenger RNA from Lachancea nothofagi CBS 11611, 870 nucleotides. Lineage: Eukaryota; Fungi; Ascomycota; Saccharomycetes; Saccharomycetales; Saccharomycetaceae. The record is from the annotation of a GenBank genome assembly.